Molecule: messenger RNA, 378 nt
Organism: Brugia malayi
Lineage: Eukaryota; Metazoa; Nematoda; Chromadorea; Rhabditida; Onchocercidae
Exons: 2
Coding region: 1-378 (125 amino acids)
Source: RefSeq, a predicted model, not a curated record
AUGACAUCAAGCGAGGAUAUUCUUCGAAGAAAUAUUACGGAGCUAAAAGAGAAAAUUGCGGAUAUCGAUGAACAAAUAGCUCAACUACGAAAUCGUCAGAAAAUAUAUGAAGCAAAAUUAAAGCUUAUGGAGAAUCAUCUGAAUGGAUAUCAUAUAAAAGGAGAUACCGGUUAUGCAAAGAACAUCGAUGAAUCGUUCAGUACCACUGAAUUAUUAGAAUUAAGCUUAUCAUCAAUUAGUUCCUCAGUACUUGGCAGUAGUACCUCAUAUGAUGAUGAUGAUGACGAUAGUGAUCAAAAUAAUUUGGAAGUUAACUUAGAAAAUGGUCAAAAUGGGCGCUUUCGUUAUAAGCAAAAAAUUGGAGAAAAUAAUGGAUAA